AUGGUCUCGCAGAGGCAGAAGAUCCAGGAGUUCGCGGCGGUGACCGGGUCGACGCAGCGCGUCGCGCAGGAGUGCCUCCGCGCGUGCGACUGGUCGGUGCCCGUUGCCGUCGACCACUUCUAUUCCUGCGGCAAGUACACGGCGCGCGCGCCCAAGCUCGACUCAGGCUCGAUCGAGACGCUGUUCCAGAAAUAUAGCGGCGGCGAGGACGUCAUCCUCGCGGAGGGCAUCAUGAAGUUCUGCGAGGACCUGGGCGUCGACCCGACGGACAUCGCGAUGCUGGUGCUGUCGUAUCACAUGGGCGCGGAGACGAUGGGCGAGUGGAAGCGCGCGGAGUUCGCCCACGGCAUGCACUGCCUGCAGUGCGACAGCGUGAAGCAGCUGCAGGGCAAACUCGGCCCGCUGCGCGACUCCCUGAGCGACGCGGGCACGUUCGGGGAGGUCUACCGCUACGCGUACGGGUUUUCGUGCCCGAAGGGGCAGAAGGUUGUGCAACUGGAGGCGGCGCUGGGAAUGUGGCGGCUGCUGUUUGACGGCCGAGGCUGGCCGCACCUAGACGCGUGGUGCGACUUCCUGCAGGAGCACCACGGCCGGGCGAUCUCGCGGGACACGUGGAACCAGCUCCUGGACUUCGUGAACACGAUCAAGCCGGACCUGAGCAACUACGACCUCGAGGGCGGCGCGUGGCCGUACCUCCUUGAUGAGUUCGUAGAAGUCACGCGGGAGAAGAUGAGCGCGGCGUAG
Molecule: messenger RNA, 744 nt
Organism: Pedinophyceae sp. YPF-701
Lineage: Eukaryota; Viridiplantae; Chlorophyta; Pedinophyceae
Source: the annotation of a GenBank genome assembly